Ilex paraguariensis (yerba mate) is the source of this 918-nucleotide messenger RNA. The record is from the annotation of a GenBank genome assembly. Lineage: Eukaryota; Viridiplantae; Streptophyta; Magnoliopsida; Aquifoliales; Aquifoliaceae.
AUGGCUCGCCUUGCCCCUCGGGAGGCAACUUAUGCCUUUUUACUUUCUUCCUCCAAAAUUAAUGGCAUAUAUCACGUCGGCAUCGACCUAGGUCGGCUAGGCUUUACCCAGCCAAGGCAGGAAGGAUACAAGGCGCACAUUAAAGCGUUUUGGACUGAGAGCCAGAGUGUUAUUCAAGUUGUGUUAUUCAACAAUGGGGUUUUCGUGGUGGGGAGGGCUAAGAAGUGUGUGCACAGUGAGGAGGCAAUGGGCGUGGAAGCUAUAGCCUUGCAAAAAUCUGUGAGGUUUGCUCGACUUCAAGGAAUACAGUCUAUUAUUUUGGAAGGGGAUUCUAUUCAAUUUUUGAAAUCUAUUCAGGCUAUAGAUAUUGAGGAACAUGCGGAAUCCAGGGCCGUAGAUCUGGAUAGUGUGAGGCUUGGACUCAAAAGUUUGAAUUAUUACCAGAUGACUAUGGUCGGAGAAAUGGUAAAAGAUUUACUUUCUUCCUCCAAAAUUAAUGGCAUAUAUCACGUCGGCAUCGACCUAGGUCGGCUAGGCUUUACCCAGCCAAGGCAGGAAGGAUACAAGGCGCACAUUAAAGCGUUUUGGACUGAGAGCCAGAGUGUUAUUCAAGUUGUGUUAUUCAACAAUGGGGUUUUCGUGGUGGGGAGGGCUAAGAAGUGUGUGCACAGUGAGGAGGCAAUGGGCGUGGAAGCUAUAGCCUUGCAAAAAUCUGUGAGGUUUGCUCGACUUCAAGGAAUACAGUCUAUUAUUUUGGAAGGGGAUUCUAUUCAAUUUUUGAAAUCUAUUCAGGCUAUAGAUAUUGAGGAACAUGCGGAAUCCAGGGCCGUAGAUCUGGAUAGUGUGAGGCUUGGACUCAAAAGUUUGAAUUAUUACGAGAUGACUAUGGUCGGAGAAAUGGUAAAAGAGUGGCGUUAA